Molecule: messenger RNA, 1542 nt
Organism: Plasmodium cynomolgi strain B
Lineage: Eukaryota; Apicomplexa; Aconoidasida; Haemosporida; Plasmodiidae
Exons: 2
Coding region: 1-1542 (513 amino acids)
Source: RefSeq, a predicted model, not a curated record
AUGGAAGAAAAGGCGCUGCAGACACACAUCACGCUGUUGUUUUAUCUAAUUGUCCUGUUCUACCUGAAGAAUUUUACGUUUAGCUUUAUGGACAUGCCGAGGAAGCUCUACAAGUACAUCAAAUUUUAUUACUUUUUUUUGAUUAUCCUUACCAUUGUUGGGUUCUUUAGUAGAUUACUUGUGUUGACGAGACUGAUUAUUAUUCAACAGGUGCAGAAAAUUUUGAAUCAUUUUUUUUUGGAGAAUAGGGCUCCUCAUUUGAGGAAUGCUAAACGGAAUGGGAGAUUGAGGAGGAUUCAGAAGAACGGUGAGCGUACUGCUUGGGGUAAUUCGCUCGUUGGGGAUAGAGGUCAGAGGGGGAGGUUUGACGGAAAGGAGGACUGCAGUGGUGGAAGGGGCAGGUUUGAAGGAAAGGAGGACUGCAGGGGCGACGUUUCGGUUAGUAGUGAUGGCAGGGCUAGCAGUGACGGUGGGGUUGGAAGCGACUGUGUAGUUAGCAGCGAUGGGGGGGUCAGCAGUGAUGGCUGGGUUGGAAGCGAUGGCAGGGCUAGCAGUGAUGGCUGGGUUGGAAGCGAUGGCUGGGUUGGAAGCGAUGGAGGGGUCAGCAGUGACGGUAGGGCUAGUAGCGAUGGCGGGGUUAGCAGCGAUGGAAUUGGCAGCGAUGGAGGAGUUGGUAGCGAUGGAGUUGGCAAUGAUGGAAGCAGAAGCAAAGGAGAACAUGGAAGCAGGCGAGGCAGCAAAGGGCUGCGCAGCUUCCUCAAGUUCAUCCGAAUCAUCCGAAGUGAGAGAACCAAAUUUGACGUGAAUGCCGCCGAACCAUGUGAAGAGUGCCCAAGUGAGGACUGCACCCUUAGCAGUGGGUCCAGCGUGUCCGAGGGAGAGUCAACCAGUGUGAGGAGCGAAGUUGGCAGUGAAGCAGGCAACCAAAUGAGUGACAGAAGACAAGCAAGUACCCACAGUUUAGAAGAGCAGGAGGACCCCUAUCUGCACAACUACCUAACGAAGCAAAAAUACCUUCGAUUGUAUACCCUACUAACGGAUGCCCUAUUCAGCCCCAAGAAUAAUCUCACCAUAACAGGUGACACAUCUGGGAUGGGUCUCCAAAGGAAGACACGCAAGUGUGCACAUUGCAAAAAUGAAAUAAACUGUCAACACGAAGAUAGACCUAGUGGAAUCGCUGGCAAUUAUUGUGCCACAUGCAUAAGACUGGAAAGGACAUUCCCCAAACCUAUAUUAAAGAACACCUCCUCUACCCCCUCGAAGGAAGACACACAAAAAAGAAAAACAACCAAAAGAAUUCGAUUCAAUGUACAAGUAGAAACGUAUUACAUAGAGAAGUAUUUGGGAGAAGACUCAGAUUCCUAUGCAAUGCGCUUCGGUGGGGAAAAGCGGAAAGGUAUGUAUAAAAUGCUUGGAGAAUACAGCGUGGCCAACUCGGAUAUCUUCACCUACUACAACAUGCGCAAUAAUUUAAAUGCCGUUUUUAGUGACCUCGUCAACCUGGUUUGCGAUUGCAAGGAUAAAAUUGUGCGCAGGUUUUAG